CUCAAACGUCAAUAUGUAAGUAGUAAGAAGAAGCAAACAUUUUCAAUUCAUCAGAGUUUCGUGAAUUUUGAUAUUAUUAAUGAAAAUCACGACGAAAAUGGAAGUAGAUGAAGAUAUUUCAUCGAUCUGUGAAUCCACAUCAGCCCUUACGGAAGGUUGUCGUCUACCGGUCCGAAUGCACGGAACAGAUGACUGGCCUCUUGCAGAAAUUGUCAGCAUAAAAGACGUUGAGGGCACGAAAAUAUUUUAUGUUCACUAUGUAGACUUUAAUAAGCGCUUGGAUGAAUGGGUCUCGGAGGAUUACUUGGAUACACGGAAAGUGCAGUUUCCUCGACGCGAUGGGACUGCCACUGGGCAGAACACAGGGGUCACAACACCAAAGAAGUUCAGCCAUUCGGUCACUGGCCCUGCCUCCCGGCCCACCAGCCCCAUUUCCUUGCCCAAUAACGACAUUGUGAAUGGAAGUGCCGUCCUAGCUGCCGCGCUACAAAAGAAAAUGAAUCGGAAACGGAAGGUACACUUUUGUUUUUCCGUUCAGCCACAAGCUAUUCAUCGCUUAGUUACAGGCAACAGUUGUGAGAAUGAGGAAACUUCACAAGAUGGCCAGAACGUAACACCACGCCAGUCCGGGAGUAUGGUGACCCACCACGACGACGUCGUGACUCGCAUGAAGAACGUAGAAAUGAUCGAAUUGGGACGACAUCGGAUAAAGCCCUGGUAUUUCGCUCCGUACCCACAGGAACUAUGUCAGACGACCUGCAUUUACAUCUGCGAGUUCUGCCUCAAAUAUCGCAAAAGCAAAAAGUGCCUCGAGCGGCACUUGAUGAAAUGUAACAUUCGUCACCCGCCUGGCAAUGAAAUCUACCGGAAGCACACGAUCUCCUUCUUCGAAAUUGACGGUCGCAAGAACAAGGUGUACGCGCAGAACCUGUGUUUGCUAGCGAAGCUAUUUCUCGAUCACAAAACACUCUAUUACGACACCGACCCGUUCCUCUUCUACGUAAUGACCGAGUACGAUUCCCGGGGAUUCCACAUCGUUGGUUACUUUUCAAAGGAGAAGGAGAGCACGGAAGACUACAAUGUUGCUUGUAUUCUAACCAUGCCGCCCUACCAACGCAAAGGUUACGGCAAGCUCCUCAUCGAGUUCAGCUACGAAUUGUCCAAGUUUGAGGGGAAGACCGGAUCUCCCGAGAAGCCACUGUCGGAUUUAGGCUUGCUGUCGUACCGCUCGUAUUGGGCGCAGACAAUUCUGGAGAUCUUCAUUACAGCCAAACCCACAGGAGACAACGAGAAGCCAACUAUUACAAUUAAUGAAAUUUGCGAGAUUACCAGUAUUAAAAAGGAAGAUGUGAUAUCAACUCUACAGAAUCUAAAUUUAAUCAACUACUAUAAGGGACAAUAUAUCGUCUGUAUCAGCCGAGAUAUUAUCGAUCAACACAAGAAGGCCAUGGACAAACGCAAGAUCCGGAUCGACUCGAAGUGCUUGCACUGGACACCGAAGGACUGGUCGAAGCGGUCGAAAUGGUAACGUGACCGAGGAUCCACGCAACCACAACCGAGUCAGAAAGAGAUAAUUUCCACUAAACAUUUUCUUCUGGGCGUCGCAGCCAACCAGCUUUCGCUCGUCUUCUUGUUGAUUGACUGGCGCUAUGGAAGCUUCUCUGUUCGGCAUUCGGAUCAGUCCCCGUUGUUGCAGCAAGGAAACUAUUUCUAAAGCUUGAAUUAAUGUCUUAACUCUGUUUUGCGUUGCCUCUAAUAAAGUCUGUGGUAAAAUAUGUUGAGAAAAAUAAAUAAAAAUAAGCUUAGGUUGUAAGG
Molecule: messenger RNA, 1815 nt
Organism: Hermetia illucens (black soldier fly)
Lineage: Eukaryota; Metazoa; Arthropoda; Insecta; Diptera; Stratiomyidae
Gene: Tip60
Product: histone acetyltransferase Tip60
Biological process (GO): regulation of DNA-templated transcription
Molecular function (GO): histone acetyltransferase activity
Source: RefSeq, a predicted model, not a curated record